This is a messenger RNA of Asparagus officinalis (garden asparagus), 543 nucleotides long. RefSeq lists its product as uncharacterized. The coding region runs from base 1 to 543 and encodes 180 amino acids. The record is from RefSeq and is a predicted model, not a curated record. The transcript has a single exon. NCBI's taxonomy places the organism in Eukaryota, Viridiplantae, Streptophyta, Magnoliopsida, Asparagales, Asparagaceae.
AUGUGGAACCAUGCUACUGAAAUUAUUAGGGGUGCUACACGGGAAAUUCUAGGGAUAGGAAAGCGAUGCUCUAGAUGUAAGAGAGAGGCAUGGUGGUGGAAUUCGGGGAUCCAAGAAAGAGUUCAAGCCAAGCAACUAGCUUAUGUGAAGCUACUAGAUACCAAGAUUGAAGGGGAACAAAAGACUAACAAGAUGCCUUAUAAGAUUGCAAAGGAGGAGGCUAAGAAAGCAGUCACUGAGGCUAAGAAUAAAGCAUUUGGAGAUAUGUAUGAGGAGUUGGAUACCAAGGAAGGGGAAAAGGUGUUGUUUAGGUUAGAUAACACGAGAGAACGAAGUUCCAAAGACUUGAACCAAGUAAGGAGCAUCAAAGAUGAAGAGGGACAAGUUCUAGUUGAAGAAACCGAUAUCAAGCUAAGAUGGCAAAGAUACUUUGACAAACUCCUCAACGAGGCUAGAGAAGGUGAAAUAGUAUUGGGUGAUCUAGAACACUCAGAAGGUUUAGAGAAUACAAGUUUUGCGACCCCAUAUCUUUUGAAGAGGUGA